AUGUGGAGCCUUCCCAGCCUGGAGUCGCAACCUGCUCCCGAUCGAGAAGCGCUGGGACAGCCAGAUAGCAUGGUCCUCGUGAUCCCGCGCCUCAAGAAAGAGAAUACGACCUGGCUCGACGACCUGCCCCACCCGGUCUCCACCGCCAUCUACGUCGCCGACGACCUCUCCGCGCCGCUCCACCCACCCAAAAACAAAGGCAACGAAGCCAUGAUCUACUUGACCUACAUAAUCGACCACUACGACACCCUCCCCGCCGUCAUCCUCUUCCUCCACAACCACCGCACCGCCUGGCACAACAAUGACCUCCUCAACCACGACAUCGCCGAGUCCCUCCGCCGCCUCAACUACCACCGCCUCGCCCGCUCCCACGGCUACAUGAACCUCCGCUGCCACUGGGACCCCGGCUGCCCGGCCUGGCUGCACCCGGGCGCCACCGCUGAAGUCCCCGACCGCAAAGAGGAACUCUUCAUCGCCCGCGCCUUUAGCGAGCUAUUCCCCCUUACCGACAUCCCGCAAACGCUAGCCCAGCCGUGUUGCAGCCAGAUGGCGGUGACGCGGGAGGUGAUCCAGCGCACGCCGCGCGGCCGAUGGAUCUUCUUCCGCGACUGGCUGCUGCGCACGAGCAUCCGCGACUCGAUGAGCGGGCGCAUCUGGGAGUAUCUGUGGCAGGUGGUGUUUGCGGGGGAGAGCGAGGUGUGUCCGGCGAUGCACGCGUGCUACUGCGACGGGUACGGGGUGUGUUUCGAGGACGACGAGGAGUUUGGGAGGUGGUUUGAGGUAAGGUGGCGGAUGCAGGGGUUGGAGCGGGAGUUGGCGGGGUGGUUUCGGGAGAAUAGGGAGGUGUGGGAAGGUGGGAUGAAUGGUGCGGUGACGCGCUGGGAGGAUCUGGAGUUCCCGGCGGAAAGUCGGGAACGGUGGUUGAAGGACGAGGUGGGACGGCUUCGGAAUGAGCUCGGUUCGGGGAGGAGGGUCGCGCUUGAGCGGGGGAUGGAUCCGCGCAUCAGAGCGGAGGUCUCAGGGAGGGAAUAUAAGGCGGGAGAUGGGUUCUGA
Messenger RNA from Eremomyces bilateralis CBS 781.70, 1053 nucleotides. RefSeq lists its product as uncharacterized. NCBI's taxonomy places the organism in Eukaryota, Fungi, Ascomycota, Dothideomycetes, Eremomycetales, Eremomycetaceae. The transcript has a single exon. The record is from RefSeq and is a predicted model, not a curated record. The coding region runs from base 1 to 1053 and encodes 350 amino acids.